AUGAACCCGAAUUCACUGAUUUGUACAUCUUGCAAUAAAAAUGGUCACGUUGCAAAUAUUUGUCAAGGAUCACGUCAGAAAUUCAAGUCGAAACCAGAAAAAUACAAGCAAGUCAAAUGCAAUCAAAAGAGCGUCAUUCAUUGCACACAGGUGUCUCAGGAAUCAAGCGAUGGAGCUCUUCAAGAGGCCACAUCACACCAGAAAGCAACACACUUUUUGGGCCAACAAGCUUGUGGUUUCGCAUAUCCAUCCAGUUCCUUCAACCUGUUGAUUUCGAAUCACGGUCAACGGAAGUCAUCAAGUAAGAUACCUGAAGCCAUCAUGAUUUCAGUUCAAGUGGAUGGUUACAUGAUACUGAUGGAGGUAGAUUCACGAGCAGGAGUCAACGUCAUACAUCUGGAGUGCUACAAGAAGCUCUGGGCUACAUCUGACGGCCUCUCACCAGUCCACGACCUGAAUUUAGAGGACUACAACGACAACCCAGUGAAGAUCAUCGGAGCCAAGCUCGUCAAAGUAUGUUACAAUGAACACGAAGGAGUGGUUCCUCUUCUCGUUGUUCAUGGGUGCAAAGGUCACAACCUCCUAGGUCGGAACUGGUUUCCUACUCUGGGUAUUACGGUGAGUGCUACACACGUUAUCAACAAGGACAGCAACUUCAGAGCGUCCAGCGUUGAACAACGACGAAUCCUUGUGAAAAUUCAAAGGACCACCCAUUCGCCUAGAUAUUUCAUCUUCACAGCCACCGAGGUAUUUCAAAGCUCGUCCAGUUCCCUAUGCAUUGGAAGCUAG
Messenger RNA from Phaedon cochleariae (mustard beetle), 789 nucleotides. The record is from the annotation of a GenBank genome assembly. NCBI's taxonomy places the organism in Eukaryota, Metazoa, Arthropoda, Insecta, Coleoptera, Chrysomelidae.